AUGGACACUGUGAAACCGCAGAUUCCGGGUGCAAUUGAGAACCAAAUGGCGGUGGAGCUGGCUGAUUUCCCUACGACGACUAAUCAUGGCGUCGAAGCUUUGAAAGAUAUCAUAUAUGGAUCUAUCGCCGGAAUCGCCGGGAAAUUCAUCGAAUAUCCUUUCGACACCGUGAAAGUUCGUUUACAAUCCCAACCGGCCGGCCUCCCACUAUUAUACAAGGGCCCCAUAGACUGCUUUCGCAAGUCCUUUCAGGCCGCCGGCAUCAAUGGGUUGUAUAGGGGCAUCAGCGCCCCCCUCGUCGGCGCAGCGCUUGAGACCAGCAGUCUCUUCUUCAGCUACCGUGUUACACAGGACCUUCUCAAAGCGACACUCUGUGCGCCGGAAUCUUCCGAUGGCGAUUCUGCAGCUGCAGGUGAAUUACCGCAGUCCGCGCUACUCCUCUGCGGCGCAGCAUCGGGUGCUUUCACAUCCCUCCUCCUCACACCUGUAGAGCUCAUCAAGUGCAAGAUGCAAGUUCCCCCUGAAAGCGGUGCGGCCAGCUCGAGCUCGGGCUCACUCGUGUCUAAUAAAAAGGCCCCCGGGCCCAUCUCUCUAAUUGUAGCCGUGUUCCGACACGAGGGCUUACUUGGCUUCUGGCGCGGGCAGAUGGGCACCCUCAUCCGCGAAACCGGCGGUUCGGCGGCAUGGUUUGGUAGCUAUGAAGGCGUGUUGGCCUUUUUCAAGAAGCACAACGCAUCGAAGUCCUCGGCUGCCACUCCUACCGUUUCAGCUACCACCUCAAUCAAAGCUUCUUCAAGCACCGGUGGUACGGUCACUAGUGCAGGCAGCGGCAUUGAUGUCGCUGGUAGCGAGCCGCUGGUCCACCAACGCCUCCUCGCCGGUGCUGCAGCAGGGAUUAGUUAUAACUUCAUCUUCUAUCCUGCAGACACCAUCAAGUCACGCAUGCAGACUGAAAACUUCACGCAUGCCGUCGGCGGGGACAGAGCCAGCAGCAGCCGUCCCACGUUUUGGGCUGUCGGUAGGGCUCUGUGGAAGCAGCAGGGCCUGGCGGGAUUAUAUCGUGGUUGCGGGAUUACUUGUGCACGCUCAGCGCCUAGCUCUGCGUUUAUCUUUACGAUUUAUGAGGCCUUGAGGCGGUAUCUUUGA
This is a messenger RNA of Histoplasma capsulatum G186AR, 1146 nucleotides long. RefSeq names its product amino acid transporter arg-13. The coding region runs from base 1 to 1146 and encodes 381 amino acids. Gene Ontology annotation, molecular function: L-ornithine transmembrane transporter activity. Gene Ontology annotation, biological process: mitochondrial L-ornithine transmembrane transport. NCBI's taxonomy places the organism in Eukaryota, Fungi, Ascomycota, Eurotiomycetes, Onygenales, Ajellomycetaceae. The transcript is spliced from 2 exons. The record is from RefSeq and is a predicted model, not a curated record.